This is a messenger RNA of Macrosiphum euphorbiae (potato aphid), 5274 nucleotides long. Lineage: Eukaryota; Metazoa; Arthropoda; Insecta; Hemiptera; Aphididae. The record is from the annotation of a GenBank genome assembly.
AUGUUCUUAAAUGGUUUUAUAUACAGGCAUAAUGGGAAAAAAAAUGGAAUCGCUUACUAUAAAUGUGCGAAAUCUACGGAGUUCUUUUGUGAUGGAACUGCUAGGAAAAACGUUGAUGGUACAUUUUCUGAAUUAAAACCACAUUCAAGAGCACACAUUGCAAAUAGAGACGAUGAAUCAAAUCUGAUUGUUUUAUUUAGAGAUGCAUUGAAGGAACGAUCUAAAAAUGAAAACAUCUCAUUGAAACUAAUUUAUGAUAAUGAAGCACAAAGACACAGAGUUGCUGCUGGUCUUUAUCCCUGGUCAACUGCAGAAAGUAUAAUGCGCUCUGUUAGGAGAUCUUCCCUACCAGCUCUGCCUCAAUCGUUGCAUGAGUUAGCUGUCAAAUUCGAUAAUGGAGAUUUAUCAAGAUAUAUGUGUUGCAACAAUUCCAUAUUUAGUGGAUCAGUUAGAGAUUCUGAUGGUAAAUACAGUGUUAUAUUAGCAUGUAGACACUUAAUUAAUUUAGUUCUGUCACAUGGCAUAACCGAGGUCCACGCGGAUGCUACAUUUAAAGUAGUACCUGCUAAUAUGGGCAGUCAACUGCUGAGUAUUCAUUUUAUGAUGGAUAAUGUAUCGAUACCAAUAGCCUAUGCGCUAAUGGAAACUAAAUCAAGAAACUCGUAUCAAUGCGUGAUGGAUUAUAUGAAAAACAAUUUAUUUCCCAACUUAUCGCCGUCAUUGAUAAUGACUGAUUUUGAACCAGCACUUAGAGAUGCAUUAUCUUCUAGUGUAGGUGUUGAAGGGACACGUGUCUUAGGGUGUUGGUUCCAUCAUAAUCAGGCAGUAUGGAAAAAAAUGAAAUCAUUAAAUUAUUUAGAAACCGUUAAUUCAAAUGCAUAUGCUUUGAAGACCUUAAAAAUUCUAAUGUGUUUGCCAUUAUUACCCAGUGCAGAAAUUGAACAAGGUUUUCUACUGACUAAAGCAUAUGCUAUCCACCACAACGUUCCAUUAACUAACCUGUUUGAAUAUUACCAAAAGUUGAUAAAAAGGGCUGUUGAACAUCAUGAAGCAGGUCUAUUAAGUGUAUGGCAAUUUCUAGUGAAAUGUUCAUACUCAUGUGCUGGCUAUGAAAGAAGGCAAAGACAUUGGGCACUUGGUAAUGAACAUGAUCAUGAGUCAAAUGAUGAUGUUUUGCAAGACGACUUUGUUGAACCAGGUCCAGAAGUACCACAAAAUGCACCAGAAGUAGUACACAAUCCAAGGAAUUGUAUGGUUUGUUUAACUACUACUCCUGGUGAAAAUGUAGCUCAACAUAUAGUGUUGCCUUGUGGUCACGCCUGGGUGUGCGAAACAUGCGUUUCAGUGUUGGAUGGUCAACAUCGUAGAACGUGCCCAGUUUGUCGAGGAGAUGUACUUCGUUUUCAAAGAAUCUGUGCUCCUGGAUAUGUACGCAGACAACAAGGUUCCUGGUUAGGACAAUGUUACAAAGAAGAUACAGAAAUCUGUCCAGUAGGAAUGUAUGGAUCACCACCGAGAGGAAUACCGUGUAGACAUUGUCCUUGUCCAUUAACAUCAUCUGGCAAUCAAUUUGGUAAAGGUGCGAACAAUGUGCCUCUGGAUAUUCAGGAAAUCCUUUACAACCAAGAGAUUAUUGCAAACAAGGUAUAUGUGAUGCAGUUGGUUCAACGGGGUUCAAUGGUUUCACCAUUCCCUGAUGAGAGUACUGGAAAAUGUGUCUGCAAGGAUUAUACAACUGGUGAUUUAUGUAACCAAUGUAAGGCUAACACGUUCAACAUUGCACCAGAUAAUCAAUUUGGUUGCAUCAGCUGUUUCUGCAUGGGUCUAUCCAAUCAAUGCACCAGUUCUAGGCUGUAUAGACAAGAACGUAAAAACUUUGUUCCGUUACCAAAUUUAGAAGUGGACUCAAGUACAAGAGAACUUAUUUACAGAGACUUUCCACCAGGCAGUCAAGAAGUCUAUUAUUGGCAAUUACCUCCACGGUUUCUGGGAAAUAAAAUAACUUCAUAUGGUGGUUCUCUAAGUUACAUCUUAAGACAUGUUCCAGUUCCAGGUGGUCAAUCUUCCAAAAACAGUGCACCAGAUAUCGAACUUAUAAGUGAAAACAAAAUCCGUUUAUUGCAUUAUAGUCGUGAAAACGUUGAACCAAAUACUUUAAAAACCACUUCAGUUAAGCUAUUAGAACAAAAUUGGCAACGACCAGAUGGUCAGGUUGCAGAUCGCAAACAUUUAUUAAUGGCAUUAGCUGGUUUGAAAUCCAUACUAAUUAAAGCAACAUACACAACUGGUACUAAAGAAUCAGUAACGCUUGAGAUCACUGAUUCAUUCAAUACCGGAAAAAAUAGAGCUGUUGAAGUGGAAGAAUGUUUGUGCCCAGAAGGUUACAAAGGUCUGUCUUGUGAAGAAUGUGCUGUUGGCUACACGAGAAAUGGCCAAGGCCUCUAUUUAGAAAUCUGCGAACAAUGCACAUGUAACGGUCAUUCAAAUCAUUGUGAUCCUGACUCGGGAAUUUGUUUUAACUGUCAAAAUCAUACAACAGGAGAUACAUGUGAUGUGUGUUUACCUGAUUAUACAGGUAACCCACUAAAAGACAUACCAUGUGAAGCCAAUGAAGAGAUUUCGGCCUGUGAUUGUGAUUCUCAGGAUACUUUACUGCCUUGUCAAGACAAUAGAUGUGUUUGCAAAACCAAUGUCGAAGGACCUCGUUGUGACCGUUGUAGACCUGGUACAUUUGACUUAUCAGAAAAUCAUGUAGAAGGAUGUUUAGAGUGUUUCUGUUCUGGAGUUUCCCAAAACUGUUAUCCUUCCAAUUUAUUUGUUACUCAAAUUCCAAUGCAGUUAUUUGGACAAAGUCACGGUUUUACUUUAACUGAUAGUACUAGAAAUAGGUUCAUUAAAUCUGGAUUUUCAACUGACGUGUCUAGAAAUGAAAUUGGCUAUGACUAUACACCUAAUCGCGGUGAACAACUAUUUUGGUCGUUGCCAUCUUCUUUUACAGGAAAUAAGGUUACAUCCUUUGGAGGUUUCCUUAACUGGACCCAACGCUAUACCACUUUUCCAGGGUCCACAAUACGUGAUGACACCGACAUAAUACUUGUUGGAAGUGGAAUAUGGUUAUUUAAAUCAAACGAUAAAAAAGUUCUGCCAGGCGAAACAACUGUACUAAAUACUCAUUUAGUAGAAAAAGGUUGGCGUCGAUUAAUUUCCUCAGGACCACAACCAGCAUCAAGAGCUGAACUUAUGAAAGUACUUUCGUCUAUUGAAGCCAUCCUAAUUCGUGCGAUACAUGCUUCUCAGACUAAUAGAACAUACCUCAGUGAUGUGAGUUUAGAUACAGCUAUUGAAUCUGAGACUGGUAGUGAACGAUCAACCAGUGUUGAAAUAUGCAGAUGUCCAGUUGGUCACAGAGGAACAUCAUGUGAAAUGUGUAGGGUUGGAUAUUACAAGGAUACCAAUGACCAAUGCUCAAGAUGCCUAUGUAAUGCUAACGAAGAAAGUUGCUCACUAGGCUCAGACUCAAGAGUAUGUAUAGUUCUCAAUAUAGUAUCAUACCUACCGUUCUCUACAGGUUGCGUCAGCGGUUUUAAAUCGGAAACCCGUACGUACAACUUGAUGAAGGACUCGGUGGACAAACAAGGUUUGGGCACGUGUGAUGUUUGUUCCAACAAUCAAUGUUUGAACCAAGGUAUCUGCCAAGAGGCUCAAACCAGACAGGGGUACACGUGCAUAUGUCAACCCGGCUACAGCGGCGAGUAUUGUGACAAGAUAAGUGAAGUUUGCACGCCGGGAAUCUGUGGGCUCGGUGAAUGUUUGGCUGGACACGAAGAAAUCGAAUGCAAAUGUAAAAUCGGCACUCUCGGGAAGAGAUGCGAACGUUCCGUUGAAAUCGUCGAACCGUAUUUCGGAGGCAAAUCUUAUCUAGCGUACCCGGCACCGACUUCGCAACAGAAACUAACGAUAUCCUUGAAAAUCAAUCCGGCGUCCUUGACUGACGGUGUGAUUCUGUACGCCGCUCAAAACCACCAAGGAAUCGGCCAAUUCAUGUCAGUGACGUUGAAAAACAGACAAGUGGAAUUCCGCUACACCGUGGCCGGUAUGACGUCCAUGCUGCGAAGCAGACAAAAUUUGGAAAUUGGAGAGUGGACUACGAUAACCGUUAGCCGUAACACUGAAACACAGGAAUGCAAAUUGUCAGUCAAUAAAGAAACGCCAAUCAGAUCCAUCGAAAACGGUAAUAUGCACGCCUUGGAACUGAAAACUCACCUGUUUGUGGGCGGUUACGAUUCGUACAAGGUGAAAAUCGCUAAAUCCGUGGAAGUCGAGAACAAUUUCAAAGGAUGCAUAAAAAUGCUCAAAGUGUCCGGAAUGGACUUGGACAUGAUAAGUUCUACAGUGGAUUCCGCUAAUACUGAAGACUGCGUAGUUGCUCGGGGAGACGCCUGUUCUUAUAACCACUGCAAGAAUUACGCGAACUGCCACACCGUGUCCAAACACUACGAAUACGUAUGCGAAUGUGAAAACGGAUUCAGUGGUCCGAAGUGUGACGUCGAAGCGAAGUUGUGUUCGACGCUGAAACCGUGUCUCAACGACGGCAUCUGCACAGACAUCGAUUCGAGCUCGUACAGGUGCGAUUGCCCUCUCGGACAUUCGGGACCGACGUGCAACGAAAAGGUGGUGUUGGACAUCACAGCCAAUUUUAGCGGCAACAGUUACCUGCAAUUGGAAAACAGUCUACUGGACCGGAACAAGAGGGAACAUUCCAUAUCGAUGACGUUCACCACAGAUUCAGCCAACGGUCUGUUGUACUGGCAAGGCCAAGAACCUAACAACGAUGGCGUGGUCGACAAUUACAUCGCCAUCUCGAUCGUCAACGGCUACGUGGAACUGAGUCACAGGUUCCAAGGCAGAUCGACACCAGCAAUCCGAGCCACGGACCACCACGUCAACAACAACGAACCCCACGUGAUAUUGAUCCACGGGAACGGGGCCGAAUGGUCUCUGGAACUGGAUAGGUCGACCACAGAAUACGGUAAAGAACGCGACGUGGACAUCCAACAGCUCUUGGAAUCCACCGAUUUGAUAUAUAUAGGUGGAGUACCGGAAGUCAUACUGACGACGAACGACAACCAUUACAAAGGGUAUGAGGGUUGUAUCGGUGACGUGCGUGUCCAGGACUCAGGAUACGUGAAUCUGGGCCAAAAGUCGUUGUCCGGCAAAAACGUUGCUUCGUGUAACAGACACGACGUCAACAAUAUCAUUCAAAGAAACGAUUAA